This is a messenger RNA of Filobasidium floriforme, 3639 nucleotides long. RefSeq names its product translation elongation factor 2. Gene Ontology annotation, cellular component: cytosol; ribonucleoprotein complex. The coding region runs from base 1 to 3327 and encodes 1108 amino acids. The transcript has 12 exons. The record is from RefSeq and is a predicted model, not a curated record. Gene Ontology annotation, molecular function: GTP binding; GTPase activity; ribosome binding. NCBI's taxonomy places the organism in Eukaryota, Fungi, Basidiomycota, Tremellomycetes, Filobasidiales, Filobasidiaceae. Gene Ontology annotation, biological process: cytosolic ribosome assembly.
AUGUCAUCUGUCAAGACCUUUGCCGUACCCAUCGAGAACACCCGGAACGUCACGGUAUUCGCUCACGUUGACCAUGGAAAGACGUCGUUUGUCGACUCGCUGCUAUCCGCGAACAAUAUCAUCUCGUCUCGUCUGGCGGGAAAGAUCCGAUACUUGGACUCUCGGGAGGAUGAGCAGGAGAGAGGAAUCACCAUGGAGAGUAGUGCUGUCUCGCUUGCAUUCCAAAUGCUAAGACGGACCAAAGAAGACCCCAACCCGGUUGCAUGUCAUCAUAUCCUCAACCUGAUCGACACUCCAGGACACGUCGAUUUCGCCUCGGAAGUCUCGACCGCUUCUCGUCUAUGUGACGGGACGCUCGUCCUCGUCGAUGUCGUGGAAGGUACGAUUGCUGUCUUACGUCAAGCUUGGCAGGACAACCUCAAACCCAUCCUGGUCAUCAACAAGAUGGAUCGUUUGAUCACCGAGCUCAAACUUUCGCCCUCCGAAGCAUACCACCACCUGUCACAGCUCAUCGAGCAGGUCAACGCCGUCAUGGGCAGUUUCUUCGCGAGCGAGAGGAUGGAGGAAGAUCUCCGUUGGCGAGAGAUGAGGGAAAGCCGAUUGAAAGAACGGAAAGCCAGAGAAGAAGAGAUGGAUGACCAGACGGCCGAGACCGAGCAGGAAGACGAUGGCGAAUUCGAAGAGAAGGAGGACGAGGACCUCUACUUUGCCCCAGAAAGGGGUAACGUCAUCUUCGCUUCCGCGAUCAACGGGUGGGCUUUCCGAUUAGGUCGAUUCGCACAGCUCUAUGCGGCCAAAUUGGGGAUCCAGGAGCAAAAGCUGAGGCGGGUGUUAUGGGGAGAUUUCUACCUGGAUCCGAAGACCAAGCGGGUCGUUGGCAGGAAAAAGGCCUUCGAGGGAGGCAAGGGGAGGUCGUUGAAGCCGUUAUUUGUGCAAUUCGUUCUGGACAACAUCUGGAAAGUAUACGAGACGGUUCUGGAAGAGCAUAACCCGGACAAGGUGCAAAAGAUCGUGACGGCCCUCAACCUGAAGAUCCACCCGCGAGAGUUGAAGAGCAAGGAUACCAAGAACCUGCUCACCGUCAUCUUCCAACAAUGGCUGCCGCUAUCGACAUGCGCUUUCCAAGCCGUCGUAGACAUCAUCCCCUCGCCACUCACCGCUCAACCGAUCCGACUGCCUCGAAUGCUUCAUCCUACCGUUUACACGUCACCGUCGGCGGGUGCGAUCAAGCCCAACAACAAGCUCGAGGAGGACCUUUACGCUUGCCGCCAAGGUGAAAAGGACAACGUGGUAGCCUACGUGAGCAAGAUGUUUGCGAUUCCGAAAUCGGAUCUUCCAGAGAAGCGCCGAAAAGAGGUGACUGCUGCCGAGAUGCGUGAGCGGGGUAGGAUCGAGCGGGAAAAGAGGGCAGCUGCCGCGGCUGCUGCAGCUGAAAACGGUGGCCAGGAGGCUGCGGCAUAUGUUCCUCUUGAUAGUGCGGUCCUGAAUGGUCAGCCUGAUACCGUCGCGCCCGAGGAGCAGGCUUCCGACGAGACCGAGGACAACACUGGAGAAGCGCUGAUCGGGUUCGCGAGGAUCUACUCGGGUACGAUCAGGCGCGGCAGUCAAGUUCACUGUAUCCUGCCCAAGUUCGAUGCCUCCGUACCGCGAGAUCACCCCAAGAACGCCCGGUUCAUUCAGACGGCAACGAUCACGAACCUGUACAUGAUGAUGGGUCGGGAAUUGGUACCCGUCGAGAUCGUUCCAGCGGGAAACAUUUUCGCCAUUGGUGGUUUGGAGGGCAAGGUCUUGCGGAACGCCACUCUAUGCGCGCCCGGUACUGAUGGGGUCGCGGAGUCGGCUAGCUCGGACGAGUGUAUCGUCAACCUUGCUGGUGUCGCUAUGCAGACGGCGCCUAUUGUCAGGGUCGCUCUGGAGCCUGCCAUACCCUCCGAUCUACCUAAACUGGUGGAAGGUUUGCGAUUGCUGAAUCAAGCCGAUCCUUGCGUGGAGGUAUUGGUUCAGGAAACUGGGGAGCAUGUCAUCUUGACGGCUGGAGAGUUGCAUCUGGAGCGAUGCCUUAAGGAUCUGCGUGAGCGUUUUGCCAAGUGCGCUAUCAGCGCUUCUGAAGCGAUCGUGCCCUUCCGCGAGACCGCCGUAAAAGUCGCUGAGAUGAACCCGUCCAAGUCGACCGAAGGUUCUCGAGGCAAGUUUGUCGGUACCAGUGUUGCCUCUUUCGUCAAGGUCACGGUACAAUCUGCGCUGUUACCCGAAUCUGUUGUCGAAUUCUUGCAACAUACCGCUAGCACUAUCCAAACUCUUCAAGAUCAGGAUCGACAGGUGCAGACUGACGAGAGCCGAGACGACGUGACCACGGACAGGAAUGCCCAAUUGCUGCAGCCGGUCGACUUUUGGAACAAGCUCUCUGCUUUACUGGACGCAGCGGGCCCUGAGUGGAAAGGCACAGCCGAUCACAUCUGGGCAUUCGGUCCCAAGCGGAUCGGACCCAAUCUGUUGAUCGACAAGACCGGUUCCUCGUCGAGGGGUCUUCGAGCUAAAAGUCAGCUCAUUUCCGAGGCCAAGGCCCAAGGCAAAACCGCCGCCGAGGUGGCCGAUCUCGUGACGCAGUUGCAUGAAGCCAACAUCAGUGAAGAGGCCAUCAUGGGCGAGAUUGACGAAAAGGCCAAUCAGCGACUGCUCAGCGAAUUUGACAACAAUAUCGAGACCGGCUUCCAGUUGGCCACUUACCGUGGACCUCUCUGUGCCGAGCCCGUCAUCGGUAUGGCAUAUAUCGUAGAAAACAUCGAGAUCGCCAAGGGUGAUGACGGCGAUGACAGUCUCAAGAGCCGAAUGCCGCAAGUCACUGGGUCUAUCAUCUCAGCUGUUCGGGAUGCGUGCCGAAAUGGUCUACUAGACUGGUCACCACGUAUCAUGCUUGCGAUGUACUCGUGUGACAUCCAGGCUUCGACUGACGUACUCGGAAAGGUCUAUGCAGUAGUGGCUAGACGACGGGGAAGGAUCGUCUCCGAGGAGAUGAAGGAGGGAACAUCGUUCUUCACCAUCCGAGCUCUGUUGCCCGUUGUCGAGUCUUUCGGCUUUGCUGAUGAAAUUCGUAAAAGAACGUCUGGAGCUGCGAGCCCUCAACUGAUUUUCAACGGAUUCGAGAUGCUGGACGAGGACCCCUUCUGGGUACCGACGACCGAGGAAGAACUGGAAGACUUUGGUGAAAAGGCGGACAAAGCCAACAUCGCGCGGACAUACACUGAUGGCGUGAGGAAACGAAAGGGAAUGUUUGUAGAACAAAAGGUGGUCGAGCAUGCGGAGAAGCAGAGGACUCUGAAGCGCUAGGUCGGACGUUGAGAGACGUUCUUUGUAGAUGAGUGCAUAAAUGUAGCGUCCCACUGGCAUUGUCUGUUGCUCCUAGGUUGCCAUUAACCUUGGGUGUCGGUUUCAUUUUCAUGCAACCAUGUCAAUCGAGUUGUGUGAGCUGCUUUCUCAGAUUCCAUGCAAGUCCCCGAUUAUCACUAGCAUCGAUCGACUCGAUUCUAGUUCCCGCCUGCUUCAAUAGCCGACUGCAAGCACAGCAUGCCGACGAGAAGUCGUUCCACUGUCUCCCUACAUAAGAAGGUUCUCGCCACACUCUAGGCGCGGAUUGGACCG